AUGUCGUUCAUUGGAAGCAUCGACCCGAAUUCAGACGCCGUCUCGUGUAAACAUGGUCCCAGCGAAUGCCUGGGCAAUAUCAUACUCCUGUGCGCCGCCAAAGAAUACCCGGAUGUCAAGAUGUGGCUUGGCUUCGCCAACUGCAUGAUUUCGGAUUAUCCUCAUAUACCCGAGCGAGAUCUGGUUGAGAGUUGCUCCAUGGAGCAUGGCAUCGAUUUCUCCAAGCUCAAUUCUUGCAUCAGUGAUGAAGGCGAGGGUAUCGGGUUGCUUCGAUCGAGUAUGGUGAGGAGUCAAGAAAACAAUGUAACCAAGAGCUGCACCGUGAGGCUUGCUGAUGAGGUACGGUGCAUUCGUGACGGAGGGAAAUGGUAUGAUUGCCCUGGUGGCAGCUCGGUGCAGGAGCUUGUCGGCGAUGUCAACGAGUUGUAUGAUGAAAGAAACAGCUGGGUCAUCGUUCGCUAA
Messenger RNA from Exophiala viscosa, 462 nucleotides. RefSeq lists its product as uncharacterized. Gene Ontology annotation, molecular function: oxidoreductase activity, acting on a sulfur group of donors, disulfide as acceptor. Lineage: Eukaryota; Fungi; Ascomycota; Eurotiomycetes; Chaetothyriales; Herpotrichiellaceae. The coding region runs from base 1 to 462 and encodes 153 amino acids. The transcript is spliced from 2 exons. The record is from RefSeq and is a predicted model, not a curated record.